Messenger RNA from Brassica rapa (field mustard), 2690 nucleotides. Its product is annotated as putative F-box protein At3g58820. The record is from RefSeq and is a predicted model, not a curated record. NCBI's taxonomy places the organism in Eukaryota, Viridiplantae, Streptophyta, Magnoliopsida, Brassicales, Brassicaceae. Gene Ontology annotation, molecular function: protein binding.
UAUCUAUAUAUAUAUAUAUAUAUAUUAUGUUUGAGGAAAUUCGUAGCGAGUCGAAUAAAAUCUUAUCUAAAAUUAAUCUGAACAUAUCUAAAAUUAAAUAAACAUUACUUUAAUAUAUAUAUAUAUAUAUUUCUUUAUAGAUUUUUAUUAAUUUUGUUUGUUUUUAAUUAUUGGAAGUUUAGUUCAUUUCAGAUAUUAUUUUUCAUGAGUUUAAAUUAUGCAUUCAUAAAUAAAGUAGUAGUAUAAGAUUUCUUAAGUUUUGUAAUCCACUUUUUUUAAAUAUAAUUUUGAGUUUUAAUAAUUAUCAUUUAGUUGAAGGCAAAAAAACAAACAAACAAAAGUUUGUAGUUCGGUCAACGUUUGAGUUUAUCAAGGUUUUAAAAUUUUCCAAUUUUCCAAAGAUAUUAGAAACGCUGCCGACAAAGCGAAGGAGUAAAAAAGAAAGAGAAAAGGAAGUUAAGGUGUCCAAAAAAAAAAACAUAAUCCUUAUUUGUUUUGGAAAAAUAACCACCAUAAAGUUUUGUAUAUAUAAAGUAAUAGCGACCUCGGUUACAAUGAAUCAGAUCUAAGAUGAGUUGUGUUGAGUCGAGGAUGUCCAAUUACGGAUCGGAAGAGUCACGACCGCAGAAGAAAAGAAGGAAUGAGAAGGCAUCUCCGAGGUGGUGGUGGUCGUUGCCAGACGCGGUGGCUCUGAGCAUCGUGGCUCGGCUCACGAGAUUAGACCACGCGGCCUUAUCUCUAGUCUCCAAGAGACACCGCUCUCUAGUAGCUUCCCCUGAGCUCUGCCGCGCACGGUCGCUGAUAGGUUGCACGGAGGCAUCUCUCUACGUAUGCCUGAACAUCAUGCCUGACCCAAACCCAAGCUGGUUCGUCCUGACACGUAAUCGGCAGCUGAGGCAAAUCCCAUCGAACCCUUACCAGCCUCUAAGAUCAUCGUCAUCUUCUUUCGUAGUGGUGGAUUGGGGCAUUUAUGUAAUUGGUGGAAUCGUAAACGGCAAUCCGACUCCGGAUGUCUGGUUCCUUGAUUGUUAUUCUCACACGUGGCACCCAGUCCCGUCGAUGAAGAUGGCACGUGCCUCCGCAUCAGCAAACGUUAUAGACGGCAAGAUCUAUGUGUUUGGAGGGUGCCGAGAUGAGGCCAGCUCUGCAGAAGUAUUCGAUCCAAAGACCCAAACUUGGCGUAACUUUAUUUCGCCCAUAGGUAUCCAGCAAAGUGUGGUGGUACAAGGGAAGAAGAUUUACGCUGUUGACGAAGAGGACCAAAGCUUCUGCUCUUUGCCAAGUGAGUGUCCAUCCUGGACAAGCGGCAAAAGAGAUUGUAAGCCCGGAAACAGAAAUGAUUGGUGUGCCAUUGGGGAUUUAUUAUUUUGUCGUGGAACUCGAGGGAGAAUACUGUGGUGUGAGCCAGAUGAAUUGGAUUGGAAGGAAGUGAAGGGCUUGGAAGAGCUGCAAGAGUCUUUCUGUGGCUUGAGACACGUCAUGGAUUAUGGUAAAAAAGUUUAUGAACCCUGUAAACCAACCGAGAGAAAGGUCAAAUAUGAUAUUAGCAAACUCAGCUGCAACUCUUCCGGGAACAUUGUCAUCUUUUGGAACACCCAACUUGAAUAUCCUGAGGGUUUGGAGCUUAAGUCUGCUGAGAUUUCCUUUGAAAGGCACCAGGAAAGCGAGAUUUGGGGCAAGAUUGAGUGGUCUGGUGUUAUAUUGAGAGAUGAUCCUCUCUCACACUCAUAUAGCCUUAACUCUCGCCAUCAGUGGCUCAAAAGACGGUUCUGUUCACAUUGAGAAUAUAGUCACUGGAAAGGUUUGUUUUAUUGGUUUAUGAUCUGUAUCAUCUAAAUUGCCAAAUGUUGUGCUUUUAACCUUUUGCAUAACCAUACCAAACAGUUGUGAGCUCUCUGACUUCUCAUACAGAGUCAGUUGAAUGCGUGAAGUUUUCACCAAGCUCCGCAACUAUCCUUAUGGCUGCAACCCGUGGAAUGGACAAGAAGCUUGUAAUCUGGGAUCUUCAACAUUCAACUCCUAGGUUCAUCUGCGACCACGCGGUAUAACCCUCUUGUAGUUACCCUUACGAGAUAGAAUACAAAGAAGGUUCCUUCUGUGUGGUCUGAAUCGGUGCCAGUGUUCAACAACCUCAAAUCAUUAGCUGUUAAGAGUGACAAGGAUAGAGGAUGGCCAGCAAUUCCAGCUCUUCUAAGGAACUGUCCACAUUUACAAACUCUAGUCGUUAAGGGUCUCGUGCACCAUGUGACAGAUAAGUGUGGGGAUGUUUGUGACUGCAUCUCUCGGGAGGACAAAGGAUUUUCACUCACACGUUGUCCAGUAAAAGUGGUGAAGAUUCAUGGGUUUCAAGGAACAAUGAAAGAGGUGGCAACGAUACAGCAUUUUUUUGGAGUAUUUUCCAUCUCUGGAGGAGAUGGUGGUGGUCUAUUGUGUGAAGAAUAAUCCUACACAGCUACGAAACCGUCUCAAACUGAACCGAUCUCAAGACUGUAGAUUCUUCUUCUUGCUUGUUUUCUACUAUUUACCAUCGAUGGCUAGUUUUUAUUUGAUCAGUUAUACUUAUGGUUCGAGUUGAUAGCCACAUUAAAGUGUCAUUCUAUAGUUCUCCGAGUAAAUGUGCCUUGUGUUAAAUAGUGUGAUGAACGUUUGUCUUAAGAAUCUAAUCGUGUACAGUGAGUAACUUUGAUCAA